UGAAGGUUGAUUUUGACGCUCACAACGACCCGGUCGUUCACUCUCAAAUUUGCGAGAAUUUGAAGUAAAAAAUGAUAAAUAAAUUGAAUAAAAAGAAUAACGCUAAAUAGUAAAUUAUUUAAUGUGUAAAGACGACCAUGUACAAUAAAAAUGUAUUCAUAGAUAUACCAGUAUGUACGCAAUUGAACUGUUACUUUUAUUCAUUGGGCUUGUACCGCUGCAUUCAACCGCAUAUAAAACCAAUACUUCGUCAAAUAUCCUCUCGUCAUCAUCUCGUCUUGUCAAUCUUGUCCAAGAUGAACCCUUUUAUAUUUCGACAUCAAGAAGUGGUAAACUUAAAUUGAUUGUGAAGAGAAGCUUUUCGCUUAAACCUGGUAAUAACAAAUCUAGUUUUUCUGGUCAAAAUAAGUCUUUAGUAAGUCGGCCUAGUAAGCUAAAUAAACUUUUUUUGUUUAAAAAUAAAAUUGUAAAAAACAAAGAAACGCUUCUUGAACCAAAACUUGACACCAGAAAUUUCGAUUUACGCAAUGAUAGCAGAAGACAAUCCAAUAACUUUAGAAAAGGUUUUUUAAGCAAAAAUAAAAAAAAUUUUUCUAAUAGAAUGUACUUAAAAGAUUUUGAUAACCAAAAAUCAGUUUUAAGAAAAAAUGAUACAAAAAUAGGUACAAAAAUUACAAACAAAAGUCAAUUAAAAAAAAGAACAGUUGACUCAAAAAUUUGGGAACAAGACUUGAUUUCAGAAAUAAUUUCCAACAAACCAUCUUUGAAACGUUGGGACCAGCAAAUUGUACCAAUUAUAGAUGAAACUUUUGAAACUCCAAAAAUUACAAAAUUUCAUUCUACCAGUUCAACAACUAAGCAGCUAAGCGAUCAAUCAAAUAAUCAUAUUAAUAAACGUUUAAAACAAGUUUCAAUAUCACAAAAAAUAAAACCAAAAAUCAAUCGUAAAUCAAGUACUUCUGUACUAAAAUCAUGUAUUGAAAAUGGGCAGGUUGUCAUUGCAGAAGGCUGUGGAGACGAAAUAAUUGAUCAUUCUAGUUUGAAUUCAAAUAGUUACGUUGCAAAUCUUUUGAGAAACACUCAAUCAAAUAGAUACAACAUGGAAAAUGUUGGAGUCGCCAGUAAACAGCAGUGGGAUGCAAAUGACAACAAACAACAGUGGAUAUCAAACGAUAUUAAACCUCAGUGGGACGCAAACUUUCACAACAGCCAUUCUUUAUUAAAACCAUCAGUUCAGACAAACGGGUUUUUUGGAAAUUUUAAGAACGAAGUUAACACUGAACUUGCAUUAGCGGCAGAUUCAAAAGACAAAGCUAUUGAAGAUGCAACAUCAAUAGAACCUUUUCAAGAUUUAUCACCAUCAAUUCAUUCUCUGAGCUAUAAACUGUUAAAUGCACUGCAGGAUGAUCCAACUCUUGAUGAACUGGAGUAUCAUUCUGAAAAUCAACCAAAAGGGUGGCCCAUGAUUAAACAUGGAGUUGAAAGAGAGACUAACAAUGGUUUUCAUCCAACAAAUAAUUUGAAUUUAGUAGGCGAAGUCCAUAAAGAUUUUCACGAAUAUCCUCAGAGUCCAGUAGAUAUUCUUGGAGCUUAUAACCCUUUAGUAAGCGGGUCUUUGCUUAAAAAACCUAGUGACUAUCAUUUUUCAGGCGCUUUACAAAAUCCUCCUGGAUACAGGUUUAAUGAAGUAAAUGAAAAGAUUUCUCAUACAAUUGCAAGCAAUCAAAAAGUUUCUACUGCAAACCAUAAUCUUGAUAGUAAAGUAUUCAGUAGUGUGGGUCACGAUACAAAUACCAUAUAUAUGCCCACAAGUAUAACAUCUAGUUCAAACAUGCAUGGCGUAACAAUAGAAAACAGUGGUAACCCACAUAUAUGGUCUAAUCCUCCAUCAGACAACUACAACUAUCAUAACCAAUUGCCACCAAGUGAUCAUGUUGCAUUUUAUGAUCAUAAUCAUGUUGAUGGGAGCUCAUUCAACCAUCAUGAAAUCGACCAUAGCCAUGAUCAUGAAAUUGACCGUAAUCAUGAUCAUGAAAUCAACCGUCAUCAUGAUCAUGAGGAUAAUCAUGAUCAUGAAGUUGACCAUAGUCAUAAUCAUAUUGUUAUUCAUGACCAUGAGUCUGAACAUAUUCAUGAUCAGCAAAGCCUAAUUCAAAAUUUUGAUCCUCAUCAUGGAUUUAAUGAAAAUCAUGAAAAAGUUGGAAUUGGUACAGACUUUGAUUCCCAGUUAGGGCACACUUACAAUUUAGGUGGAAGUAUCGUCCACGCUAUGGGUGAUCCCUUUGCUGGCUUGGAAUACUCUUUUAAUUCACCAAUUUUGAAUCAUCCAUCCGGAAAAGGAGAUAAUGGUAUGGUAGGAGCAAUAAUAGCUGCCGGUACUGGUGCAACAAGUGGAGCUGUAUUUGGUUUAGGAGUUCCUUUUCCAGAAAAAAUUUCAGAACCUAUGUUUGAAGGAGAUUCAGCAGUAAGUGUUAAGUUGUCAAACCAGUCACCAGGUUCUGAAAACAAUAAAAGUCCUAACAACAAAACUGCAAAUGAUUCUCAAAGCAAAGAUAAUCAAAAUAAAAAUCAAGAGAAUAACACUGGAAAUGUUGGAAAAGAUAUGACCGUUGGGGGAAAUAGUACUACUUCAAAUGGAAAUAAUAAUAACCCGAAUGAGUCAAAUGGAAACAACAAUAAGAAUAAUGGAAAAAAUGGAGGCUCUAGUAAUGGAGAUGGGUCAAACGAGAAAAACAUCAACACCCCUGAUUUAAAGGGAAGUGACAACAAAGAUAAAAAUAAUAUGGGUGCUAGUAGCAAUAGCAAUGAUGUGAAUAAUGGAAAUAAUAAUGACCCUAAUGUAAAAAAUCAAAACAAUAAUAACCCUAAUGAGUCAAAAGAAAACAGCAAUAAAAGUAAUGGAAAAAAUGGAAGCUCUAAUAAUGCAGAUGAGUCAAACGAGAAAAACAUCAAUACCCCUGAAUUAAAAGGAAGCGACAAUAAAGAUAAAAAUAACAUGGGUGCUGGUAACAAUAGCAAUGAUGUAAAUAAUAAGGCUUCUUCUAACAAAGUUGAAACGAACAAUAAAAAUAAUGAAAAUAACGGAAAAUCUUCUAAUGUUGGUGGGUCAAAUGAGAAAAACAGUAACACUCCUGAAUUAAAAGGAAGUGACGGUAAAACUCAAGAUAAUAUAGCUAAUAAAGAUAAUAACAACUCAGGUUCUGGUGACAAUAGUAAAGAUGGAAACUCUUCUAAUGUUGGUGGGUCGAAUGAGAAAAACAGUAACACUCCUGAAUUAAAAGGAAGUGACGACAAAACUCAAGAUAAUUUAAUUAACAAGGACCAAAACAACAAGGGUUCUACUGAUAAAAAUGGAGGAAACAAUAAAAACAAUGGAAGUAAUGGAAGUGUUAACAAUAAUGGUGCAGUAAAUGAUGAAAAUGGUAAAGGAAACGAAGACACAGCUAAAGAUAAUUCAAAAACAAGUGGAGAAGGGGGAGGUUUAGUUAAAAACGAAGCAAAUAAUACAAAUUUAAGUAAAAAUGAAAAGAAUGGAAAUAGCAAUUCAGGUACAAAUAAUGUUCCAGCUAAUGGAAAUAUUGGAAACAAUAAAGGCGGAGGAAGCAGUAAUGGCGGAAGUAACAGUAAUGGGCAAGACAAUGUUAAUAAUAUAAAUAAUAGUAAUAACGGAGCUAACGGCAAUAUUAAUAGUAAUGGAAAUGAUGGAAAUGAUGGUGGAUUUAACGGCAGAACUGGAAAUAAAGAAAAUGCAGGUAGUUCUGGAGGAAACAAUAAUAGUGGAGUUAAUGGUAACAGUAAAGAUAACAACUAUGGUAGAGUUGCCGAUAAUAGUAGAAUCAACGUUAACAAUGGAGUUAAUGGUAACGGUGGCGUUAACGGUAAUGAUGGUAUUAAUAAUAAUGGUCGAGUAAACAAUAAUGGCGGAGCUAAUGGUAAUGAGGGAAUUAACGGUAAUAAUGGAAUUAACCGUAACGAUAACGCAGGAAUAUACAGUAAUGGUGAAGUUAAUAGUAACAAUCAAAAUAAUAACAAUGUUGGAAACAAUGUUGGAAACAACGUUAAUCGUGGAGAUAAUGGUGAUGGUAGAUACUCUAAUAACGCAGCCGUGUUAAGUGAAAAUCGAAUUUCCAACUCCGAAGGAAAAGAAACUGAAACUAAUUGUCAACAAAACGUCCAGGUAAGUCAAAAUGCCGCAAACUCGGUUAACAUGGGAUCUAAUAAAAUUGAUUCUAACGGUCAAUACGCUAAUGGAGGUGCUAUAAAUGAAAAAACUGCCGUUAAUGGUGUAUAUUCUGCCGGCAAUGGUGACAAAAAUAUUAAUUGCCCUAAUAAUGCGCGUAUCGGAAAUUUUGGAAAUAUUGAAGAAAAUAAAAUGAUUAACACGAACAUUAAUGGUGGUAAGUCUCAAGAAUACGCAAAUAAUAAUGAGAAAAUAGAAAACAAUAUUAGCAACAGUAAUCUUGGCUGUGAAGUUGUUGCAGGGAAUUGCUUUCAUGAAAAAGGUAUUGAGAAAAAACAAGAAAAUUUCAAUGGAAAUUCAGGGCCGUUAAAUGGAAAUGUGAAUAUUAAUGUAGAUAGCGGAGGAAUUAAAAUUGGUAUAGGAAAUGUUGAUAUAGGACAAAGCAUAAAUGCUGAACGUUUUAAAGGAUUAAGCCUUAACAAUAAUAAAGGAGGUAACUUAAACGAAGGUCAACAACUUAGUAAAAACAUAGGUGCUUAUGAGAAUAAAGAUGCUGGAGGGUGCUAUGAAUGUAAUAACUUAAUAAAUAUGGCUGGUAACGGUAUUAGCACUACAACAAACUUCCGAACUUUUCAUAGAGCGGAGAAUAACAAUUUUAAUGCUCAAGACAGCAGAAAGGCAGGUAGUAGACGUGAUGGAAAUGUAAAUAACAAUCAUAACAAAGCUGAUGAAUAUUUGGUAGCUGGUAUAAAUAGUUAUAUAGACAAAAAUUUAGGUAGUAAUUUAAAUAAUAAUGGAAUCUUAAAUGACGCUACCAAUGCAGAUAACAAUAAUGCCAUAAAUGUAGAAACCAAUGGAGGUAACAACGAGGUCAUGAAUGCAGGUAGCAGCGCAAGUAACUUUAGAGUUUUAAAUUUUGGUGGUAAUGAACCCAUGGAUGGGGCAGUGAGUUUAGAUAAAAACAAAGUUACCAAUCUAGAUACGAACAGAGUCAAAAGUUUAGAAUCGGAUAUUGCAAACAUUCUGAAUUACAACAAGUAUAAUCUGCUAGAAGGACAAAAAGGAAAUAACUUAUUAAAUAUUAAAAAUAAUAAUAAAUUUGAUGAUUCCAAAGAUAUUCGUAUUAAUACAGGCGGAUUUAUUGAUGAGAAUAGAGGACAUGAUAUGAGUAACAAUAAACAAGCUGAUAAUCAUUUUCCCAAUGAAAAUGAAAAAACUAAUAUCGCAGUUAACAAUUUUGUUAACGGAAUCAGUGCACAAAAUGGUCAGCUUUUUCAAAAUUUUAUUAAAAACGAAAAUGGAAAAGGAAAUCUUGAAGUUCUAAAUACUGGAAACAGUUGCCAAAAACAAAAUGCUUUGUUGACUGGCAACAAUUAUAACACAAAGUGUAGCACAAUAUAUAGAAACGUUGACAAAAAAGUAAACUUUGUUAAUCCAAUUUUUAAUAAUCAAAUCAACAGAAAUUUUGGAAGCAAUAAAGAUUUAACAAAAUUUAAUGGAAACAAGAACCUAUUAAAAGAAAACACGCUCAACAACAGAUUUAAAAACAGAUUGAAUAAUGUUGCUUUUAUGGUAGGUGAUAGCGGUUCUUCCCUCCACUCUUUUGACGGGAUGUCAGGAGGUUUUAAUAGGAAAGGCGUUCUCUGUGUUGUAGGAACGGAAGUUGACUGUAAUAAUGUCAGUAAAGAAAAACAAACUGUAAUAAAAAAUCUUUUAAAAAGUAAUAACCAGUUAUGGGAUAAUUCAGUCAGAGCUGGAUUACCUUCAGGCGCUUCAGCUAUAUCUUCUAAAAUGGUCGAGUAUAAUACUGGAAACAAAGCAAACAGCAAUAGAGAUCGAAAUUUUUAUAGUAGCAGUGACAAUAAUGUACAAAUUUAUAAAACAGGUAAUAAUGAGGACAAAAAAAAUGAACUAAACUCUGGUGUACCAACAAAUAGUAAAGAAAAUAUUAAUGGAGUUGAUAUAAACCGGUGCGGCUGUAAUAAGUUUAUAUCAGCUGAUAAAUUUUGCUCUUGCAAAAGUAUAAAACCAAUGGAAUUAACGUUAAAAAACUCACAAAAUUCAGGAGGUAAUUUGACUCAUCAGUUUGUAAAAUUUUUUGAAAACAUUGCAGAAAAGCUACAUGUCAAUGAGCUUGUAGCAGUCGAAGAAAUUGUCAAAAAUUUUAAAAAUAAUCAUCAGAAUUUGACAAAGCGAAAACUCAACGAACACAUGGAAAACUUUUCCAAUUCCAUUUUGAAUAAAAACGCUCGUUUGUCAGUUCCCGAGACAAUUACUAGCGUAACUUCAGCGGUUGCAAAAGAUAGACUUCCUACUCCCCAAGAGGUUUUUAAUAAUAAUUUUUCACCAAAAAUAAAAACAAUUGUAGAAACCUAGCAAUUUUAAGGUAACUUUUUGGAAUAUUUCUGGAUAACUAAUUUUUUAAAAAUAAACGCAUAUAAGUGAAAGAAUGUAAACCUAUUACUGAUAUGAUAAUAUUUAUGUAUUAAUAUUUUAAUACAUAGUUUUACGAUUUUAUCAAUUAUUAAUUAUUGCACACUAUUACUUUUUAAAACUAACUAA
Molecule: messenger RNA, 6742 nt
Organism: Hydra vulgaris (swiftwater hydra)
Lineage: Eukaryota; Metazoa; Cnidaria; Hydrozoa; Anthoathecata; Hydridae
Source: RefSeq, a predicted model, not a curated record